This is a messenger RNA of Thecamonas trahens ATCC 50062, 1527 nucleotides long. RefSeq lists its product as uncharacterized. The record is from RefSeq and is a predicted model, not a curated record. Lineage: Eukaryota; Apusomonadida; Apusomonadidae. The transcript is spliced from 2 exons. The coding region runs from base 1 to 1527 and encodes 508 amino acids.
AUGUCGGGACUGGUGGCGGUGGUGGUCGUCGGCAUGUUGAUGGUCUUGGUGGGACUGGUGGGAACUGUGGUGGUGGCGCAAGAACAAAACGUACCGGUGUAUGAUGAGAUUCGUGUGGAUGUCAAUGUGAGUGGCACCUUUCGCAUUCCGGCUGCUGGGGAAGAGUACUCGGAGCUGACCGAGUACUACUAUCGCAUCAAUGCUCCGUCGUCAGCUCCGCACAUUGCUCUCGCCUUUGAUUCCGUCUUGACAGAAUGUGGUUGGGACUUUCUCUACGUUCAUGAUGGCCAGGACAAGGAGGCACCUCUUGCUCUUGCCUUUGCGCAGACAAACAAUGUCUCGCUUCCGCCGGUCGUCUACUCGUCGUCCAACGCGCUCUUCCUCCACUUUCACUCAGAUCCCUACGUUGUGGGCAAGGGCAUCGAGGCUGCGGUCGCCUUUUCGCCGUGUCCGCGCGCAUGCUCGGGCAACGGGGCGUGUGUGGCAGGCGCCAAUGGGACGUACGCGUGCGAGUGCAGUGCGCCGUUCUCAGGCCCGCGGUGCGACACGCUGUCGGCGCCGGACCCGCGGCCGGCGUGCGCCACCGCCGACCUGUGCAAGUGCCCAGGCGACUUUACCACUAGCCAUGACGUGUUCCUGGAAGACGCCGGGGCUGCCGAGCUGCGGACGAUGCAGCGGGCGCUGGAGACGUGCUCCACUUUUGGCAUGGACGUGGUGAGUCUGCCGGCGUGCAAAGCGUGUUCGCGGGCGGUUCCGACGCCGGCGUCGUCGACGGUCUUUGUCGCUGAGGCCUGCACCUGCAACCUGGCGUGCGUCAACGGGACGUGCGACCUUGGCUCGCAGCGGUGCCUCUGCCAGCCCGGGUACUACGGCAUCCUCUGUGACACGGUGACGCCGAUCUCGACCUCGGGCUACACUGGAGCCUCGCCGCCGUCGACCUACAGCGGCUCGACGACGCUCUCCAACAUCUUUGUCCUCGUUGUCCUCACUCUCCUUGUCUUUAUCGUCGUCGUCGCCAUCAUGCUCUGCAAGCACCGCCGCCCGCAGGCGCCCAUCCAAAUCCACCAAAACGUGCCGCGGUUGCGGUGCUCGGUCCCGCUGUUCAUUGUCGACCUGCCCGCCGCCCGCGCCGCACACCGCAAUACGACCAAGACGUACUUUGUCGUCCACGGGCCGUGGCCGACUCCGUCACAACCGCCGCUCUUGGGUUUGGGCUCGGGCUUCUCCGCCGACAACGCCUCCGACACCACCGCUGCUCUUGCCGCUCUCCGAGUCGGCGUCGUCGUUGAGUAUGCUGCUGUUCAUUCGCUCCACCUCAGGUCGUCGGUUGUCGCCCGCAUCAAGCCCCGCCGCCCUCGCUCCGCAUCGACAUGCUCGUGCUCCUCUAUCGCGCUCGGCCCGAUCCUGCCUGGCACGCUUGCCGCCAGCAUCUCGCCGUCUGCAGCCACCCUCGGCCCGACCUCCCGCCGCGACACUUCCUCCUCCUCCUCCUCCUCCUCGUCAUUCUCCCGAGACUUAAGUCGAUGA